AUGGGCCCUCUUCGACUUCGCAUCGAUGGCAAGACCUUCAAGGAUCCACAGAAUCGAGAAAUCACCUUAAGGGGGAUCAACGUUGCUGGCGAAUCCAAGUAUCCAAAGGAUCCCGAUACCCCAUCUUACGUUCCCGAUAAGUUCUUCGACACCGACAAUGUUUCGUUCGUCGGUCGACCUUUCUCCCUUGACGAGGCGCAUACACAUUUUGGAAGACUGCGGAAAUGGGGAUACAACACAAUAAGAUACAUAUUCACUUGGGAAGCGAUCGAGCAUGCUGGUCCUGGAAAGUAUGACGACGACUGGGUUGCGUUUACUAUCGAAGUGCUCCGUAUUGCAAAGCAGUACCAGUUCUUCGUGUUUAUGGACCCUCAUCAGGAUGUGUGGUCAAGACUCUCGGGUGGGUCUGGUGCACCGGGCUGGACUCUGUACGCGGCAGGACUCAACCCCCGGACAUUCAAGAAAACCGAAGCCGCCCUGGUUCAGAAUACCUAUGACCACCCCGAGGAAUUCCCCAAAAUGAUCUGGAGCACGAACUAUACUCGCCUGGUCUGUCAGACUAUCUUUACCAUGUUCUGGGCCGGGCGUGACUUCGCUCCCAAGGCGAUCAUCGACGGCGUCAAUAUCCAGGACUAUCUCCAAGGUCAUUUCAUCGCUGCUUGCAAAUACCUAGCACAAAAAAUCCACGACGCCGGCGAUCUUGAAAAUGAAGUGGUCAUUGGAUGGGAAAGCAUGAACGAACCUCACCGAGGACUUAUUGGUCUUCAGGAUAUCUCCGUCGUUCCAGCCGAUCAACAGUUACAGCUAGGUACCUCGCCAUCACCAUUCCAGGCAAUCCUGACGGGAUCGGGUCGAGCUUGCGAGGAGACGACUUGGGCAUUUGGCGGCUUCGGUCCUCAUCAAACAGGGAGGGCACUUGUGGACCCGGAGGGUGUUUCUGCAUGGCUCCCCGCCGAUUACGAUGACAAGAAGUAUGGCUGGACCCGAGACCCGGGCUGGAAACUGGGUGAAUGUCUGUGGGCUCAGCAUGGAGUCUGGGACCCAUCGUCAGACCAGCUACUACGGAAAGAUUAUUUCGCUAGCCACCCCAAAACUGGAGAACCUCUGGACUACGAUAAAUUCACCAACUCCUACUUCCUAGAGCACUACAGGGCGUAUAGAGAUGCCAUCAGGAGUGUUUGGCCUGAGUCCAUCAUGCUUUGCCAGCCUCCGGUCAUGGAAAUUCCCCCCGACUUGAAGGGAACAUUUGACGAUGACCCCAACAUGGUCCACGCUGUACAUUACUACGAUGGACUCACCUUGUUGACGAAACAUUGGAAUCGACUCUACAAUGUGGACGUGAUCGGAGUGCUUCGCGGGAAAUAUCUUACGCCUGCCUUUGCUGUUAAGAUCGGGGAGACGGCCAUCCGAAACUGCUUGCGCGACCAACUGAAAUUCCUUAGAGAUGAGAGUCUGCGUUACAUGGGAGACCAUCCCAUGGUACUGACCGAAAUUGGCAUCCCUUACGACAUGGAUGACAAAUAUGCAUACAGGACUGGAGACUACAGCAGCCAGAUCAGUGCGAUGGACGCCAACCACUUCGCUAUCGAAGGCAGUACGGCUAACGGCUUUACUUUAUGGCUGUACACUUCUCAGAACAACCAUGAGUGGGGUGAUAAUUGGAAUGGUGAGGAUUUGUCGAUCUUCUCUAUUGACGAUCCGGAGCUGCCAAACGGGAAGAACCUGGUGCUUGAGAGCGAACCCUUGUCGGAUCCUCGAUCUCCAGCUUUCUCGGAGAGCCAAAGCAACAUCGAAACUCAGCAUGUUGGUCCUGGGAACCUGAAGGAUGCCAUUCGGUCCCCAUCUAUAUCGACAGAACAUUCUCAGCUGAUCAAGGACAACGUCGGAUUCCGUGCUGCAGAGGCGUACAUACGACCAAGUCCUAUUGUGACGAAUGGCAUCGUCACAAACUACGGAUUUGAUCUACGCAACUGCACUUUCACCAUGUCUCUGACCGGAAAUGAACGCUCUUCUGAAGAUAGAACACCCACCGAAAUCUAUCUGCCAAAUUUCCAUUUCCCCGAACAACACCCUGUGGUGUCGGUCAGCAGCGGGGAAUGGACUAUCGACUACCUGGAAGUCAGCUCCUUGAAAAUACAGCGGCUUCGAUGGUGGCAUCCGGCCGGUGAACAAGACAUCAAAGUCCAGGGAGUCAAACGCAAACCUGGCGAAUUAGGUGGUGCCUCCAGUGAGGACGUGACCUAUCUUGAACAAUGUCAGAGUGGAGGUUGUUCUGUCAUGUAA
This is a messenger RNA of Aspergillus melleus, 2283 nucleotides long. RefSeq names its product sterylglucosidase 1 (gene EGC1). Bases 1 to 2283 code for a protein of 760 amino acids. The record is from RefSeq and is a predicted model, not a curated record. The transcript has 4 exons. Gene Ontology annotation, biological process: ergosteryl 3-beta-D-glucoside catabolic process; carbohydrate metabolic process. Gene Ontology annotation, molecular function: steryl-beta-glucosidase activity. Lineage: Eukaryota; Fungi; Ascomycota; Eurotiomycetes; Eurotiales; Aspergillaceae.